Molecule: messenger RNA, 2709 nt
Organism: Nymphalis io (European peacock)
Lineage: Eukaryota; Metazoa; Arthropoda; Insecta; Lepidoptera; Nymphalidae
Gene: Noc3
Product: nucleolar complex protein 3 homolog
Exons: 13
Coding region: 104-2488 (794 amino acids)
Biological process (GO): DNA replication initiation
Cellular component (GO): nucleolus
Molecular function (GO): chromatin binding
Source: RefSeq, a predicted model, not a curated record
UUUAUCGACAGUGUCAAGAGAACUCACGUUGAUAUUUUAUAUUUUUUUUCAUUAUAUUAAAGAUUUUUAGUUUAUUUGUAAUAGUAAAGUGAAAUAUACAAUAAUGGCGAAAAAAGGUAAAGCAAAGAUUAGUAAAGUCAAAAGAAACAAUCAAACUACAAAUAAAAUGAAGAAGCAGGGUAAAUUAAAACUGCAAAGACACAAAGCAAAGGUACAGAAACAGAAACAACCGACACAAAAUCAGCUGGAAUAUAGCAGUGAAAGCGAAUCAUCCAGCAACGAAUGGGCCGAUAUGUUGGACGAGGAGGAACAACAGUACAUAACUUCUAGGCUAGUAAAGCAGCCACAGCUGUUGUCUAAUAUACCUGACGAAGAGAAGGAAGAUAAACAUGGAUCAAAGCGUAAAAGAGGCAAGGAGAAAUUACCAAAACCAGCCAAACCCACCAGAAACGUAAAUAGUGAUAGUGGUGCUGAGAGUGAUACAGAUACAGAUAUGGAGGACAAGUACGAGAAGGAACUGGCUGAACAACCCACCAAAAAAAUGAGGUCUCUUUUGCCUAUAAAGACUAAAACAGGAAUCGAGGAAAGGAUGGAAGAAUGCGACGAAUCAGAAACAGAACAAGAAAAUGAUCAGCAAAAUGAUGAAAAAUCAGAUGAAGAGGAGGCAGAUUCUGGCAUGGAAGUAACUACAGAGGAAGGAAAGCCAGAAGACAAAGAUGUCAUCACCACAGUAGAACUGAUGGCACAAAGACGUGACAGGUUGAACCAUGAGAAGCUCAGAAUAGGAGCUCUUUGCUCAUCAUUAUUGGAAAGUCCAGAGAAAAAGUUGAAAAACCUGUUUCCAAUCUUAUAUCUGAUGGAUGAACGACUAAAAGAUGGUACGCAGAAUCUGAUCUCAGUACGUAAGCUGGCCACAAUAUCCGCUGCAGAAGUGUUCUGUGACAUCCUGCCCGACUACAAGAUACGACACCAGGACUACUCAGAUGUUAAAUUAAAAAAGGACACACUAACAUUGUACAAAUACGAAAAGGAACUUUUGGAAUUCUACAAGAGAUAUCUGCAGAGGUUGGAGAAAGCGUCUAACGUGUUCAGGCGCAAGAAAGGCGAUAACCGCAAGGCGGAGUCGUCGGCGGAGUCGCUGGCGCUGGUGAGCGUGCGCUGCCUGUGCGGCGUGCUGGCGGCGCGGCCCUACUUCAACUACGCCGCCAACAUCGCGCAGAGCGCGGUGCCGCUGCUGGGCGCCGCCGACGCGCGCGUGCGGGCGCUCGUGGCCGCCUGCGCCGCCGCCGUCUUCGCGGACGACCAGCGCGGCGAGAUCACGCUCACCAUAGUGCGUCUCAUCAACCAGCUGGUGAAACGUCGCGGGGACCGCAUCCAUCCCUCUGCGCUCGACUGCCUCCUCACGCUGAAAAUCAAAGACGUGGACCUCGACAAGGAAGCUGACCUGCAGAACAAGAAGCGACAGGAGGAGAAACAUAAGAAACGAAUCAUUAACUUAUCUAAAAAAGAGAAAAAGCGCGCGAAGAAGUUGAAGGAGGUGGAGCGCGAGCUGCUGGAGACGCGCGCGCAGGAGAGCGCGGCGGCGCGCAGGGCGCUGCUCACGGACGUCACGCGCACGCUCUUCCACAUCUACUUCCGCCUGCUCAAGUCGGCGCCGCGCGCGGGGCUGCUGGCCGCCGCGCUCACCGGCCUCGCGAGGUUCACACACGUGAUCAACCUGGAGUACUACUCGGACCUGGUGGCCAUCCUGUCCCGUAUGCUGCGCGACGAGCGGGUGGGGGCGCACGAAAAGCUGCUGUGCGUGAACACCGUGCUCAGCAUCCUGUCCGGCGCCGGAGACGCGCUCAACGUGGACCCCGCGCACUUUCACGCGCAUCUCUACCACAACAUGCUCUCCGUGCACGCCGGCGGCACGAGCGGCAGCGCGCGCUGCGUGCUGCAGGCGCUGUCGGCGCUGGCGGCGCGCGCGCGCAGCGUGCCGGGCGCCGUGCUGCACGCGCUCGCCAAGCGCCUGCUGGGCGCCGCGCUGCAGCUGCCGCACCACGCCGCGCUGGCCGCGCUCGCGCUGCUGCACAGCCUGCUGCAGCAAAAUAAGUCGCUGGGGUCCCUGUUCGAGACGGAGGAGGUGGUAGGGUCGGGGCGCUACGACCCGCUGCUGCCGUCGCCGGAGCACAGCGGCGCGCACGCCGCCACCGCGCACGACGCCUGCGCCCUGCGCGCGCACUACCACCCGCACGUGCGACACCUCGCCACUGCGCUGCUCACGCGACGCUCGCACGACCUCGUCUCGAUGACGCCCAUGCAAAUUCUGGAUCAAUACGACUCGUCUCAGAUGGCAUUUAAGCCCGCUAUACCGCCGCCCAAACCCAUCGACCCGACCACUAAGAUCAAGUCCGGCCAGGCGUGGGCGCAGAGCGACUUCAAGACCUAUUGCACUGAUAUUGAAGAUAGUGUACAAAUGAAAUUUAAUGAAAAUAUUGUGAGAUGAUUCCUACAGAAAAUAUAGAUAAAAAUAAUUUCUUAAAUAAAAAAUAUAUUUAGUUCCUCGUCUAUUUCAAGGUAUGGAUUGCACGGCCCAGUUAAAAAUAAUCUACAAACAGUUGGUGCUCGAUUUUAUUUUAUUUUCUAUCUUUACAACUACAUGGUACUCGUAGUAGGAGUACUAGGACUUGUAUAUAAACUUACAGGGAAAUAAAUAUAAUUGUUACA